CGGCGGCGGCGGCAGGUCUCCCUUUGCCGAGCGCCAGGCUAGGCGGAGCCGGAAGCCGGUCGAGGCUGGGCCAGCAGCGGCUGAGGAGAGCGAAGGGAGGCGGCGGCUCCUCUUUCCUCAUGGCGCUGAACCUGAGCCGGAACGGGCCGGCGCUGCAGGAGGCCUACGGGCAGGUGGUGGCGUCGGCCAGCCCCACGGACUGGGCUCUGUUUACCUAUGAGGGUAACAGCAAUGACCUGAGAGUGGCUGGGACAGGAGAUGGUGGCCUGGAGGAGAUGGUGGAAGAGCUCAAUAGUGGGAAAGUGAUGUAUGCUUUCUGCAGAGUGAAAGAUCCGAACUCCGGCUUGCCUAAAUAUGUGCUCAUCAAUUGGUUUGGUGAAGGCGUUAAUGAUGUGAGAAAGGGAGCCUGCGCCAACCAUGUCAGCUCUGUAGCAAACUUCCUAAAGGGUGCUCAUGUGACAAUAAAUGCUCGGGCCGACGAGGAUGUGGAGCCAGAUGCCAUCACAGAGAAAGUGGCCAAGGCUUCGGGAGCAAACUACAACUUUCAUAAAGAAGGGAGCAAGUUCCAGGAGGCAGGUCCUCAGACUCCAGUGGGUUCGGUCUACCAGAAAACAAAUGCCAUGUCCGAGAUCAAAAGAGUCAGCAAAGAUAGCUUCUGGGCCAAAGCAGAGAAAGAUGAGGAGAACCGCCGACUAGAAGAGAAGAGGAAAGCAGAGGAGGAGCGUCAGCGUCUGGAGAAAGAGCGCCGAGAGCGGGAAUUGCAGGAAGCAACUUUGCGCGAGCGAAGAUAUAAGGAGCGAGCCAGUGAGAUAGAUGCUCAGAAGAAAUUCCAGCAACAGCAGGAAACGGAGUCAGUCAAUAAAGAAAAACAACAGUGGAAGGAGCAGGAAGAAGACCUCAGCAAGAUGCAGAAGGGUUUCCGAAGGAGGAGUGAGUCUGUGGAGAAAGCUCAGGAAGCAGCAUCAAUAAUAGGACAAAGAUCAGUGAAUCCUCGUGACAUCUUCAAACAAAAGGAGAGGUCCAUGUCCACGGAUGGUGCAGUCGUCAGUUCCCAGCCAGGCAAGUUGCGGAGCCCCUUUCUCCAGCAGAACAGUCAAGCAGAGGCUCCCGUAUCCCCUGUCCACCCUGCCGUGCAAGAUGUUCACCCUCCUCCUGUUGUCCGUUCGUCUGUACACGAUACACCUCCAGUCUCUCCCGUUCCUGAACUUGGUGAUUCUGUCAGGCAGAACAACUACAGAUCAGGCGCUCCGACCUACGAACCGGAAGAGAAACACGAAGCUGUGUACGAAGAACCCCCUAGUGAACGAGUUAUCUAUGAUGAACCCCCUGAGGAACAGCCCGAAGAUACUAAAUAUGACUAUGUUGAUAACUACCAACAAAAUCUUAACUUGGAGGGAAAAGGCUUAUGUGCUCGAGCUCUCUAUGAUUAUCAAGCUGCUGAUGACACGGAGAUCUCUUUUGACCCUGAGAACAUUAUCACGAGCAUUGAGAUGAUCGAUGAGGGCUGGUGGCGUGGUUAUGGUCCCGAUGGUCACUUUGGGAUGUUCCCUGCCAACUAUGUAGAACUCAUUGAAUAAUUGGCCUUUGCUGGAGGAAGAAUGCAAGCAAUACCUGAAAGAACAAUUCCUAUCAAAUCCAAUUCUUCAAGGUGGAAUUGUGUGGCUUUUUAAGAGUGAAGUGCUCAUUGCUCUGUGCCCUUGUUGCUGGAGCAGUAUCUGUCCCUGCCCAGUGAAGCAGACCUCUUCCUUUCCCUCCUUUUAAUUUUCCUUAAUGGGUACUUUUCAAGUGAAGGUAGGGAAUCAGUCUUGACAUUGCAUAACGCUUUCCUUCACUUUUUUUAAUGGAAAAAUUGCCCUUUAGCACACCCUCUUCAAACACACAGAGAGACGCUCUGAACACCAGUGUGGAGUAUUUAGAAGAUAGUGCUUAGCAGAAAUAGAUUCCUAACCUUCCCUUCUCCCCAAUGCAAACUGAUUUUUUCAUUCCGUGUGUUGCAACCUUCUAAGAUAGCAUAAGGAGGUGUCUUAAGAAACAUCUACUGCGUUUAUUUAAUAGCCUGUGUAACUUGUCUGUGUGAUUUGGGCCUGCAGUCCACAGUUAUUCCAGAGCACUGCUUUGGAGAAAAUGGAUUGCGAGUUGCAGGCUUCUCCGCUCCCUUUUCUUUGAGAUGCCAAUCCACUAGGAGCUGCUUCAGGGCAAGCCCUGUUGAAAUGAAUGGUUUUGUGCGAUCACUCCCCAGUGUUCUUGUGCAACUUGCCUUCCAUUCCAGUGGAGUCAUUCCUGAAUGGGAGAUUGUGCCCUCAAACUACUCUAACCUUUGUGCAAGGACCAAGUUGCCUGGCUUUUAGGUUGUCAAGUUUAUGUGGAAAAUUCCCCCCUUGCUUUUAAAGUAAAAGCUUGCCAUGUUUCUUGAGACAUGGCUUCAGAGACAAAACACCAUUAAAGCAGGUAAUAGACAAAUGCCCUGCAAGCAAUGCUAGCUUUCAGCUGUGGUGCACAUUGCUUUAAAUACAAUGCUCUGUCUGUACAUGUUUGUGUGGUUUGGUUCAGAUGUGAGGGACUUGAUUUCUGCAUUAUCUUUUCUGGGGUUUUUUUUAAAAAGCCUUAUGUUGCAUAUACAUAUUUGGAUUAAUUCCUCCCCUCCCCUUGAAUAUUCAAAUAAAACAGAACCUAAAAGAAACCUCAGACACAACUUAGCCCUCAGGAGUGUCCCAGAUUUGUGCUGUGUAAUUGCGUGACACUGUGCAUCACUCUGACUGACACCAGCUAAUAGUACUAAACUAGUAAGGGUGUUUGUGACUCAUGCCUGGUUCAGGUGCUGAAUUUUAAGUGGCUUUCAUCCAGCUCCCACUGAGCAUCACCUCUUUAUGACGUACUAGCUACAGGUGUAUGUUGUUGUUUUUUUAAAAAAACAAUUAGCCAUUUUUUACAUUCCUAUUAUUUGUCUUGCUCAAGGCAGCCUGGAUAGGAUUCUCAAGGAACUUCAAACAUGCAUCCUGUGCAGGUAUCUGAGGUAGAGAAUGAGUAUUAUAAAGGUUAAUCUGUUUGCUUAGGGUGUAAAAGAAAUGGCCUUGCAAGGUUCAAGUCCUGUCUCCCCUGCUUUUAUGCAUGAUGUGGUGGUGAUUAUGGAACUAAGAGAUUCUAAGGCAGUUCUCUGCUGAUCUCCCAACUAAGUUGUAAUCAGUGGCAUUUUAGAAAGUGACAGGCUUUU
Messenger RNA from Podarcis raffonei (Aeolian wall lizard), 3211 nucleotides. RefSeq names its product drebrin like (gene DBNL). The record is from RefSeq and is a predicted model, not a curated record. Gene Ontology annotation, molecular function: actin filament binding. Lineage: Eukaryota; Metazoa; Chordata; Lepidosauria; Squamata; Lacertidae. The coding region runs from base 120 to 1577 and encodes 485 amino acids. Gene Ontology annotation, cellular component: plasma membrane; postsynaptic membrane; cortical actin cytoskeleton. Gene Ontology annotation, biological process: positive regulation of axon extension; positive regulation of dendritic spine morphogenesis; postsynaptic actin cytoskeleton organization. The transcript is spliced from 14 exons.